UAGGGGAUAAAGAAUUUAACCAUGAAUGAGAAAACAACCUCACGUUUUGAUUUAAUUUUAGUAAAUUUUAAAUAAACCUUUACUUUCUAUAUUGAAUGUUUUGAUACCAAGUCACUAUGUGUCGACAUCUAUUUCGUACGUUAUCGUUAUUAGCCAUCCUCGCAUUACUGCGAUUUGCAGAAAAUGUAGCGGAAUCUGUUGAAGCCGAUCGAAUCAAAAGUCUGCCCGGCGUUCCAACUCUUCCCGAUUUUCCUAUGUAUUCUGGAUAUCUUGAUGUUAAUAAAGACAAGAAACUUCAUUAUUGGUUGAAUAUAUGUGAAAGUGGAACAUGUGACAAUUUGAUUAUUUGGUUUAACGGAGGACCGGGUUGUAGUUCAAUGGAUGGCUUGUUUGCUGAACAUGGUCCCUUUAAGUUCGACCGAGAUAGUGGACAAUUGGAGAAAAAUAAUUACUCAUGGAACAAAUUAGCGCACACGCUAUAUAUUGAAGCACCGGUUGGUGUCGGGUUUUCAUACGGCUCACCAAAUGAUCCCAUCACAGAUGACACGUUUGCAGAAGAUGUAGAAAAAGCGAUCAUGAACUUCUUUGAAAAGUUUAAUUCGUUGAGACAUUGUGAUAUUUACAUUACCGGGGAGAGUUAUGCCGGUGUUUACAUCCCGACCCUUGUUGCGACAAUGCUAAAUAUUGGUUCACCUCUUAUAGACAAAAUCAAGGGUCUUGUAAUUGGCAAUGGAUUACUAAACCAACGGGUAAAUGAUGAAUCGCUUGUGUUUUACGCAUACUAUCACGGGCUGUUUGGAAAAUCACUCUGGGAUGAAUUGAUGGAAAAUUGCUGUGAUGAUGGCAGACCAGAUCGAUGCACUUUCUUCCGAUUUUCCGAAGAGCAUUGUAUAUUCGAGGUGAUGAAAGUGAUGCAACUCGUUACCAACAACGGUUUGAAUGUUUAUAAUCUGUAUGGAGACUGUGCAACUCCGUCACAGAUGAAUCGUAUGAGAUAUUUCAGAGACUAUUACAAAAAUCUUUUUUAUAUGAAGAUGGGUCUAGAUUUAGAUUCAAAACGUCUUACUCUCGUCCCUCCGUGCUCCAACGCAUCUCUCAUAACAAAAUAUCUGAACAGAAACGAUGUCCAACAAGCUAUACAUGUUAAACAAACAACAUGGCAAAUCUGCAGUGAUCAUGUCAACAGAGAAUAUAAGAAGAUAUACAAAGACGUUUCACCUUUCAUCAAAACAAUUCUUGAAGAAAUGGAUGACAUUAGAGUGCUGCUGUAUUUCGGAGAUGUUGACAUGGCAUGCAAUCAUAUGGGAGGAGAAAAGUUCGUAGAUGAUCUCGGAUAUAAGAUUACAAUGGAGAGAAGAACUUGGAAUCUGGAAAAAAGUGGAACGGAGCAAAUUGGCGGAUUUGUUAAAGAAUUUCAUAAGCUCACAUUUCUAACCGUAAAAGGUGCAGGGCACAUGGUUCCUGCUGAUAUUCCACCUGCUGCAUUCCAAGUGGUGACAAAAUUUCUAGACUAUGAGCCGAUAUGAUGGGGAUAUUUUUACUGCUCAUGUGCCAAGACAAUAAGACAUUUCUGAAUAUUGACAAUAUUUAUAUAUAUUUCCAUUUUCAAUUCUAUAAAAAAACUAUUGUUCAAUGAACUU
This is a messenger RNA of Styela clava, 1640 nucleotides long. Its product is annotated as lysosomal protective protein-like. Lineage: Eukaryota; Metazoa; Chordata; Ascidiacea; Stolidobranchia; Styelidae. Gene Ontology annotation, molecular function: serine-type carboxypeptidase activity. Gene Ontology annotation, biological process: proteolysis. The record is from RefSeq and is a predicted model, not a curated record.